Messenger RNA from Exaiptasia diaphana, 3242 nucleotides. Its product is annotated as GPI ethanolamine phosphate transferase 2. Gene Ontology annotation, cellular component: endoplasmic reticulum membrane. Gene Ontology annotation, biological process: GPI anchor biosynthetic process. The record is from RefSeq and is a predicted model, not a curated record. The transcript has 8 exons. NCBI's taxonomy places the organism in Eukaryota, Metazoa, Cnidaria, Anthozoa, Actiniaria, Aiptasiidae. Bases 82 to 3132 code for a protein of 1016 amino acids.
UUAAUAGAUCUAAGUUUUUAAAUGAGCUACAUAUGCAGCUGAUGUUUAUAUUUAUUAGCAUCGACAGAAACAAGUGACAUAAUGAGACGAAGGAUAUUUUUGUUCUGCCUCUUGCUCGUGCAAUUAGCAGGGCUUUCCCUUUUUCUAAAAGGGUUCUUUCCUGUAAAAAAGGCGCUUCCAGGCUCAGCAUCUUCAAAUAAUCUUCCUCCAGAGCCAGGAAGUACAGAUAAAGGAUAUGGUGUUCCAGCUGUUUUUGAUAGAUUGGUGUUUGUGUUGGUAGAUGCGCUGAGAGCUGACUUUGUUUUUAAUGACACAAGAAUGGUAUACACGAAAGGCCUUAUCGACAAGAACGACAGUAUUAGUGUUAUUGCCCUAGCUCACUCACCUACUGUCACAAUGCCGAGGAUUAAAGCACUCAUGACAGGUGGUAUUCCAAGCUUUAUUGAUUUCCUAUUCAACUCGGUAUCUACUGCCCUCAAGGAAGAUAAUCUAGUGACCCAGAUGUUUACAGCAGGAAAGAMGAUUGUGUUCUUUGGUGAUGAUACUUGGUUGAAGCUAUUUCCUGGACAUUUCUGGAGGAAAGAUGGUACUACUUCCUUCUUUGUCACUGAUUAUACAGAGGUUGACAACAAUGUAACAAGACAUCUUGAUAAGGAACUUCAAAGUAAUGAUUGGGACAUUAUGGUCCUACAUUACCUAGGGUUGGAUCAUAUAGGACAUCUUGCUGGGCCCAGUAGUCCMUUAGUGGGCCCUAARCUACAAGAAAUGGACUAUAUCAUCCAAAAGAUCCACAGAAAUCUAUUAAAGAAUGAUAAUGAAAGAGGAAGUAAAUCGUUGCUUGUGAUUUGUGGUGACCAUGGRAUGAGUGACUCRGGRAGUCAUGGAGGGGCUUCUCUUCCUGARACACUCACACCAUUUGUCCUUCUUGGUUCUCGUUUUCAAAAUGGACAAGGGUUGAAGUUUUCUGAGAUGAUGGUUGAUCAAAUCGAUGUUGCAUCUACCUUGGCUACCAUUCUUGGUUUACCAAUACCACAAAAUAGUGUUGGUCAUGUCAUCCCAGACCUUCUGAUGCUCUAYAGUCCAAGAGACAAACUAAGAGCUUUACAACUCAAUGCAAAGCAGCUGACAAAAGUUCUUCAAGCCAAUGGACAUCAACCUGAAUCAAACUGGGAAUUAGAAGAAGCAUAUCGKCUGCAUCAACGCUGGCUUGAAUCACUGAAAGCCAACAAACAAGACCAGAAURCUCUAACAAUACAAUCAGAGCAAGUUGUCAAGCAGUACAUGAAAGCAAUUACUGGCAUGARUGAUCAGAUYACUGCCUCACUKUCAUGCUACGACUUACAUGCAAUGGUUUCUGGGAUAGCAAYAUUGGUGCAGGUUUUGGGUUGGUUGGUYAGUAUAGGGUUUCGUGGUAGUGAAGAAUCCAGGAAAAUAUUCUCAAUUGGYGAUUYAAUUCCAUCAGCUUCUUSGUUAUUCAUGUUUGGAGCUUGUUUAAUGGUURCAGUUGCAAUUCAUUUGUCUAUUUGCUCAAGCACUUUGGCAACAGGUACAUGCAGCAGCGAUAUCUUGUGCUCUAAGCAGUCAUCAUCGGUCAUCUUUUCGCUGAUCCUCAUUAUUUUCAGUAGUUUAUCAUUAUCCUCUGUUAGCAUUAACACAAUUCCUUCGUYCCUCUGUAAMAUUGUCCGGCAAUCAGGCUCAAUUAUAUGCUGCCCUAUCAARAGUCUUCURGUUKUUGGAACGAGUCUUCACAUUUUUAGUUUGCUGUCAAGUAGUUUUGUAGAAGAGGAGCAUCAAACRUGGUACUUCCUCAUAAAAACGUAUUUUAUUGUCAGUUUUUGCGUCUCUAUAAAGCGCUGUCUAUACCAGAGAAAACCUAUUCCUGCAAAUCAAAGAGAACUAACUGUUGACUACCAAGAUGAAAUCAAGAAUUGUUCCACAGAACAGUUGMUGGAAAAUCGUUUUAAUGUGCAUUCAUUUAACAACUUUGCGCGACAAGCUGAAAGCUUCAUUGAAGAAAAGAAUAUGAAAAGCUGUGUUUUGCAAGAAAAGCCUGGGGCUUCAGAYUGCGAAAAUGAAACACUAGUUUCGUUGCUAGGGCCGUUGUUUUGUCUUGUUCUUGUCCGUAUAUCACGAACCUGGAAUCAAACUGGAAUUAAAUGGKCCCACCUUCCUGACGUGGGUGAUUGGUUAACGCUGCCAGAAAAUCAACUUAUKUUGUCUCUUGUCUCRAUAGCUUCACUUUGUGUGAURCUUUUUUGUACCUUCAAACGAACUGACUUUAUUACYUCARUAAUCCAGUCUGUUGGUUUGAUGUUUGUUUACAACUACCGCGUUGCUACGGGAACAGUUUGGUUACCAUGGACAACUAGUAAACCAAACACUCUUGGACUGACUGAGGCUAGAAUGGCUUAUGGAUGCUCAUUCGUUUUGCUGGUAAUUUCUGUCAUUAGGUUCUUAAGAACUCUGAGAUUCAAGAGCAKUUCUGAAGACUAUUUUGUCAUGUAUAARUCCAAGCUGGAGGAAGCAGUGAAGACAUUCUUUGCUGGUUUUGUUGUCGUUGUGGCUUUGGUUACUCGCGCGCAUAGUUUCUUUGUACUUGCAGUGUUUGUAGUACAACAAUGCUGUUUAGAGAGGUUUUUAUCGUCGAGCAAAGCCAAUGCGAAUUCCUGGACAACCUACCUGGUCUACUUCUGGUUUGGUCAUGUAGCAUACUUUACUCUGGGCAAAUCAAACAGUUUGACUACAGUAGACUUGGCUGCUGCCUACAUAGGACUGCAGGCGCACGAUGACGUAGCUGUGACGUGUCUCUUGAUUAUUAGUACGUAUUCUGGACCUCUUCUAUGGAUGGCAGCGCUACUUCAUCGCGUAGUAAAGGAUUCGACAUCGCAAAAACAGUUAUAUGACRGUCUUUAUGAUAUGUGUGUGAUGUACACUCUACCCCAGUCCCUUCUCCUGUGUGUGUAUACAACGUUAGUAUACAGUCAGCGGUAUCAUCUGUUUGUAUGGAGUGUGUUCUCGCCUAAGCUGAUGUUUGAGACUGUAAGGACUGUGGUGAUGUUAAUGAGUAUUGGUAUAGUACUUGUAACUAGUGCAGUAGUAGGAAGGACUGUACAAGUAAAUAAAACAGACUGAAUGCUGACUUUCUUAUCUUUUAAAUAGCUUUAUUUAAAAUUUCGAAAUAAUUUUUUUAAUGUAACGAUAAUUAAGGGAAUGACUGAAUAAAGAAAUAUAUUUUAUUUACA